ACUUUCAAAGAUCAGUCUCAGAGGGAGCCUGGACACUUCUGGGGCUCCCGAUCCACGCAUCUCCCCAGCCACUGCCUGGACCCUGGGAGAGGGGACACCGGUGACCCCACCUGGAGCCCUGCAGGCAGAGAUGGCUACCAAGAUGGAUGUCUCCCCAGCCGCAGUGCCCCCUGGCCCCGGGAAGACCCUGCAGAAGCAGUGGCUGGAAGUAGUGGGCAUCUCCCACUAUGUGUUUGCUUUUCUGUUCCUAGUCCCUUUCGCCAUGGUUCUUCUGCUCUUCCUCCUCUUCACACGGCUCUGGCCUCUGUCUGUUCUCUACUUGUUGUGGAUCUACCUGGACAGGCACACACCCAGCCAAGGGGGAAGGCGAUUUGUGUGGCCAAGGACCUGGGCCAUCUGGAAACACCAAAGGGAUUACUUUCCUAUCAAGCUGGUGAAGACAGCAGAGCUGCCCCCCAGCCAGAACUACGUGCUGGGAUCCCACCCACAUGGGGUCAUGUGCACCGGAGCCUUCUGUAACUUCACCACCGAGUGCAAUGACUUCUCCCAGCGCUUCCCGGGGCUGCAGCCCUGGCUAGCCACACUGGCCGGCCUCUUCUACCUUCCAGUCUUCCGAGACUACAUCAUGGCUGGUGGACUGCGUCCCGUGAGCCGGCGCAGCCUGGACUUUGUGCUGUCUCAGCCCCAGCGGGGCCAGGCGGUGGUCAUUGUCAUCGGGGGUGCCCAGGAGUCACUGUACACGGCCCCAGGGUGGCACUGCCUCGCACUCAAAAAACACAAAGGCUUCGUGCGCCUGGCGCUGAGGCACGGGGCCUCCCUGGUGCCUGUGUACUCCUUUGGGGAGAACGACACCUUCAAAGGUAUGAAUUUCUCCGAAGGCUCCUGGCAGUACCUGUGCCAGGUCAUCUUCAAGAAGAUCGUUGGUUUUCCUCCUUGCAUCUUCUGGGGCCGUGGUCUCUUCUCGUCCAACUCCUGGGGUCUGCUGCCCCUGCCCGUGCCCAUCACCACCGUGGUGGGCGGCCCCAUCCCCGUGCCCCAGUGCAGCAGCCCCAGCCAGGAGCAAGUUGACCACUACCACAGGCUCUACAUGGACGCCCUGGAGCGGCUGUUUGAGGAGCACAAGGAGAGCUGCGGGGUCCCUGCCUCCACCCGCCUCACCUUCCUCUAGGCCUGGCUCAGCCUCUCCACUCAGCCCCUUCCCCCCCUUGCACUGUGACACCCAGCUCCCGCCUUGACCUCCCCUCCAAUAAAGGCUAGUUCUGGAGGGGAGUGCGGCCAGGCACUGCCACCCCGUCCUGUCUGCUGCAGAGGGUCUGCCUGGGGUGGGUCUCAGCACG
Oryctolagus cuniculus (rabbit) is the source of this 1337-nucleotide messenger RNA. RefSeq names its product 2-acylglycerol O-acyltransferase 3-like. NCBI's taxonomy places the organism in Eukaryota, Metazoa, Chordata, Mammalia, Lagomorpha, Leporidae. Gene Ontology annotation, molecular function: diacylglycerol O-acyltransferase activity. Gene Ontology annotation, cellular component: endoplasmic reticulum membrane. The record is from RefSeq and is a predicted model, not a curated record. Gene Ontology annotation, biological process: triglyceride biosynthetic process.